CCAGUAACAUCUCAGUGACUUCUGACACUGAAGUGACAAGCCUAUAAAGAAGAAAUAUAUGAACAGUUGUCAGUUUAUAUCGCGAAUUUCAUUGAUGUUUUGGAAGAGUGGACAGAUUCCACUAAAAGGAGGAUUAAAUUCAUUAGCUCGAUUUGACUGUUGGGAUACCCUCUUUGGAAAAGGAUCAUGAAUAGGGGCAACCCUUCCCGUUCGACCAUGCAUUCUCUGCUAGUCGUGCUCAUGAUUUUAGCUGGUACUACGGCGUGGACUGACGAGGCACCAGUGUACACGGUGGAGGAGGCCUACUCCCCCAACCGCUACAUCGUUGUUCUGGAGGAUGACGUUCCCGCAAAAAGGUUUACCGAGGAGUUCAAACUUCAAGAACGUGACCUGGGCGACUCUGACUGUACAAUUAUUCACACAUUUAAUCACGCCCUCAACGGCUUCGUUGCAGAAAUGUCUGAGGCGUACAAGCAAAGGAUUCGUAAAAAUCCCGCUGUCCGGUUCCUGGAGGAGGACUGUCGGGUCAAGGUCUUGCCCUUUAACCUCAACGACGAUGAGAUCCUGUCAGCUCCCCUUAAGUCAUGGGGUCUAGACCGAUUGGAUCAACGCAGCCUGCCACUGGAUGGAGUUUACAACCCGGACGGUGCUGGAGAGGGAGUGAACGUCUACGUCAUCGAUACUGGUAUACGAACAACUCACGAAGACUUUGAAGGACGUGCCAAAAUCGCUUAUGACGUGUAUGGAGAUGACGGUAACGAUUGUCAUGGCCACGGGACCCACUGUGCUGGAAUUGUGGCAGGCGCCCGCUCCGGUGUGGCAAAGAAAGCCAACAUCUUCGGUAUCCGAGCCAUGAAGUGCAACGGCAAGGCGUCAUGCUCGGAUCUCAUCAAAGGAAUCGACUGGCUGAUUGCAAAUGCUAAAUUCCCGGCCGUGGCCUCCUUGUCUAUCGGUGGCGCGGCAUCAGAGGCUCUGGACCUGGCCGUGAGUAAACUGAUCAAGGCUGGAGUAUUCGCCGUCGCGGCGGCAGGCAACGAGCACACCGACUCAUGUACGAGGUCGCCCGCUCGCGUCAAGAAGGUGUUCACGAUUGGGGCGGUGUCAAUCACAGACAAGGUAGCAGUAUUCUCCAACUACGGCACCUGUGUGGAUGUCUUCGCUCCGGGUGUGAUGAUCCGGAGUGCGGGGAUCAACUCGGACCACGCGUAUGUGUCGAUGAGCGGUACUUCCAUGGCCUGCCCACACGCCGCCGGCGCUGCCGCGGUCAAGCUCGCCAAAAAACGCAGCAUGACCGUGGAGGAGCUGGAGCACGCCCUCAUCGACGACGCCACACAAAACAUCGUACUAUCGCAGAGAGAACAAUCUCCCAACCGCCUUCUGUAUGUUCCAUCCAAUGAUGCUUCGCGACGGAACAAUAAAAAAUAAGCCAUUUUGUGGCUAAUGAGGGCGCUGUUACGACGCGAUUUUCUGGUACCAACAGUAGAAUAUUCCUUUGCACUCUAACAACAUCCGGGUCAGAUUGACCUCGACCCUUUUCCUUUUAUUUUUAUUUUAUUUUAUUUAUUUCGACAACAACAGCGCAAUCGCCAGAACAGGAUUGAUAUGACUUGGUAGAAGAUGUGGAAGGAAAUUACAAUUUUGGAGGUGGGAGGAAAACCCCAGAAUGAUAUUCUCGGGAAAACC
Patiria miniata (bat star) is the source of this 1683-nucleotide messenger RNA. RefSeq names its product aqualysin-1-like. Gene Ontology annotation, biological process: proteolysis. Bases 187 to 1425 code for a protein of 412 amino acids. The transcript is spliced from 9 exons. Gene Ontology annotation, molecular function: serine-type endopeptidase activity. The record is from RefSeq and is a predicted model, not a curated record. NCBI's taxonomy places the organism in Eukaryota, Metazoa, Echinodermata, Asteroidea, Valvatida, Asterinidae.